AUGAAGAAUAUCAUGCAAGUGCUAGAACAGCAUGAAAUUCAGCCAUAUGAAGUUGCACUAGUCCAUUGGGAGAACGAAGAGAUGAACUAUAGGAUAGGAGAAGGUCAGUCAAAGCUUCAUAAAGGAGAAAUCUUACUAAAUUCUGAGCUGGAUAGUGAUGAAGUUGUUCUGCAGAAAUUUGCCUUUUCAAAUGCCCUUUGUCUUUCUGUAAAGCUGGCUAUUUGGGAAUCAUUAUUGGAUAACUUUGUGGAAUCUAUCCAGUCAAUUCCUGAGAUACUGAAGUCACGAAGGAAGGUGAAACUGUCUCAUGCAGAUGUAAUGCAGAAAAUUGGAGAACUCUUCGCAUUAAGACACCGAAUAAAUCUGAGUUCAGACCUGCUAAUAACACCUGACUUCUACUGGGAUAGAGAAAAACUGGAAGAGCUUUACGACAAGACUUGCCAGUUCCUCAACAUUAAUCGCAGAGUUAAGGUAAUGAAUGAAAAGCUUCAGCACUGCAUGGAGCUGACAGACCUAAUGCGAAAUCACCUGAAUGAAAAGCACACUCUACGCCUCGAGUGGAUGAUAGUAAUACUCAUCACCAUAGAGGUUCUGUUUGAACUUGCAAGGGUAGUUUUCUGACAACAGAAUAAACUCAGGAAGAAGAAAACUGACAAAACCAUAAAGACCAUGUGGCCCAGAAAAUUCCUGUCUAUCAAUAUGCUUCUGGAAAAUACUGGAAUUGUCUCUCUUGAUAAAUAUGUACAUCCUCUACUCAAAUAAAAAAAAAUAAUA
Molecule: messenger RNA, 774 nt
Organism: Fulmarus glacialis (Northern fulmar)
Lineage: Eukaryota; Metazoa; Chordata; Aves; Procellariiformes; Procellariidae
Gene: RMND1
Product: required for meiotic nuclear division 1 homolog (S. cerevisiae)
Exons: 7
Biological process (GO): positive regulation of mitochondrial translation
Source: RefSeq, a predicted model, not a curated record